Lasiodiplodia theobromae is the source of this 519-nucleotide messenger RNA. Its product is annotated as Membrane protein. The record is from RefSeq and is a predicted model, not a curated record. Lineage: Eukaryota; Fungi; Ascomycota; Dothideomycetes; Botryosphaeriales; Botryosphaeriaceae. The coding region runs from base 1 to 519 and encodes 172 amino acids. The transcript has 2 exons.
AUGUCCCAGUCAUACCAGACCUUUCCCUCCUCCAUCCACUCCUCCGCCGACCCCGCGACCCAUUCAAUCGCCGAAGAAGAGACCCAGCUCAUCCGCCGCGACCCAGCUGACACCACGACCGACACCUUGCUCACCACCAUGCCCGGCAUCUUCUGGACCAUCGGCUCGCUCUACGGCGCCGCCAGCGUCGCCAUCGGCGCCUUCGGCGCGCACGGCCUGAAGUCGCGCAUCGCCGACCCCCAGCGCAUCGCGAACUGGAACACGGCUGCGCACUACCAGCUCAUCCACUCGGGCGUCAUCCUCCUCGCCUCGGUCGCCGCGCCGCAGAACAAGCUGGCCAUGACGCUGCUGACGGCCGGCGUGACCAUGUUCUCGGGCUCCAUCUACCUGCUCGUCCUCGACCCGGCCCGCUUCAAGGCCCUCGGCCCCGUCACCCCGCUCGGCGGGCUGUGCAUGAUUGGCGGCUGGGCCGCGCUAGCUUUCGGCCGCGGGAGGGUGCCUAUCCCGCCGAGGGCUUAA